CGGUAACUUUCUGUACGCUUUGGACCAACACCAGGCUAAUAUCGAUUUUGACCCCUAAAAACCUGAAUUUGGCUGUCUGUCCCAGGCUUCCACAUGUGUGAGUUGGCGAAAGUCCUCCGUGCGGCUAUUUUUAGGACGUGGAUCUAGCCUCCCUCAAUUGAUUGGAGAGGCAAAAAGGAAAUUAAAUAAAAGAAGAAAAAAAAAUAGAAACAGAAACGUGCGUCAUGGCCCCGGCAUAUGUAGCAAAUGGACAUGUAUUGAUUGCAAGCAGAGACGCCCCUCCGGCUUCAUCUUUAUUCAAGUGAAAUAGCUGCCGAACUUAAUGUCACUUAAUCAAAUCUGACCUACUUCCAGCAGCGCUUUGUAAAUGGUGAGCGGGCUGAGCAGCAGCGAGUGUGACGGCGACGUCACUGCGACUCAAACAAACAAAAGAUCAGGAGGACGGCAGCAGAGGGAGGGAGCCUGGGGGAAGCACCUCAUUCAUGAUAGUAUUCACAUGAGAAUUUGUGACAUGUGACUUGCCCUCGCUGUCUCAUCCCACUACUGCCUCUUUCACCUUAGACUUCAUCGUCCUUAGAUUUACUGUGUCAUUGGAAGCCAAGGUAUUAACUCAGGUCAAAGAUAAUAUUUGUCUGUCCUUCUGUCUGUCUGUCUGUCUCUCUGGAGCCCAAACUGUUGACGUGAUGUGUGGCACUUCAAAAGGCACAUAUCAAUACCCGGUUGACAGGUCAAAGAUCACUUAACCAGGUUUUUUUAUGCUCUGUGUUCCCAAAGCGUUAUCUCUCCUUUCUCCUAACAGAUUACAUCCAGAGACUAGGAAAAACACCACAAUAAAACCCAGGGUUUGUUUUUGUAAACCUUAAAAUGAUUACAUACUAUACUGUCAUUCCUCGUAUUAAAACUAAGUCAAUCAGAGAGAAACUAAGUCCUGCCAAGUUACCAAAUCAAUUCAUAAAUAAAGACAGGGAAGCUGGCCAAUGAUUUGGAUAAGGACCAAUAAGUUCAUUACUUUAAAGUUGAAGCACUCACCUAAAGUCAGCUUUAGACUAUUCAUUUUACAUUUUAGGACUAUGUCUUGCUACUUUUUUCUGAAAGCUUUUAAAAACAAUUACCUGAAAAAUAUAGAUGCUGUCAAGUUGAAUCCAAAUGUAAGUAUUUAGGUUGAAAAGGUUUUGAAAACAAAUAAUUCCAGUGGCUUUAAAGAGUACAAAUAGUACUGAGCUUCGUCGGUGUUAUGAUUAUUUGGGGGUCCUUUGAAGGAUUUCUUCCCUGUAAGGGGUCCCUGGACCCCAAAACAUUGACCCCUGGUACAACCUAUGAGAAGUCUGUUCUUUGAUUUAGAUAUAAUAUUACCAUAGUUUUUUAGGUACAAAAGUCCACCUCAGACUGAAAUAUCUCAACAACUAUAUUGGAUGGAUCGCCCUAGUCCCUAUAGAUGAUCAAUUCUAGUGACGUUGAUGAUCCACAGCUUUUCCUCUAGUUUCUCUAAUUUCAAUUAGGCAAAUUAUGACAUUGCCUUUAAACUCUUCUGUAAAUGUGAUUAGUUUGAAUUAGCAAAAAUGAUCAGGCUUUUAUGCGAAGAUGGUGAACGAUUGUAACGGUGAUUGUAAAUAUUACAUGCUAAACUUUUUGCUGUGAGCAUAUUAGCAUGCUGAUGUUUGCAUUUAGCUCAAAGCACCUCUGUGCUAAAGAACAGUCUUGUAGAGUCAAUAAUGUAUCGUCGACACCAGUCUUUAUGUGUGGGGGCCCUUAUCUUAUCUUACGCUCUAUAUGUGAGAAGAAAUAGGUUCACUCAAGACAAAAUUUGGUCCCUGCGUAUGUCAUUUUAAUUUCAUCUCAUUAUUUAUUAUAUUAUUUCUGCACAUUUUAUUUAUUUUCCAUUUGUUGCUGGAGACACCUAUAAAAAGAAAAAGUAAAUAAUGCCCAUCGGAAGUGACGGAAAUAUGAACGUAUAGUUUCUUCUUUUGCCGAGGCUGAGGCAGCAGCCGUUAGUCUUGGUUGGGGGCCUCGGGCCUUGCUGUCUGCUCGCACGUGAGUGUGGCCGCCAGAAUUAGGUCGGGGGACAAAAGGCUGCCGCUCUUAUUGAAAUGGUGAGACGUGAAAAUAACGAAAUGAACAAAGCCGACAUAAUGACAACCUCUUAGAGGCUAGUGUUUUUGAACAAUAUGUCAAAAGUGCUUUUUCAUCAUGCACUACUCACACACACACGUACACGACAAUCUUACUUCUUUCUACCUGCACACACAUGUACUCUGGCUCAAAAUAAACAAAUCGAGGGGUAAAUGAAUAAAUUAUAAGUAGGGAUGUCGUGUAGACGUAAUCAAAACAGUUUCCGGCUCAAUCUGGGCUUCCCUAUAAAUGUGGCGUCAGAGUUAGAAGUGGAGGGUAAAGACAAGACAAGGGAGAAGCAAAGCAGCUCAAACAGAGGGGACAAGGACCGGUCUGCAGCUUCAUCUUCUGGUCAGAUCUGCCAGGCCAAGCUGGAGAAGUGGUCCAAUCAGAUGUACCAGGAGCCCGAGGCCGCGCCGGUGGAGGUCCACAUGUUCGACCUGGACUGCCUCCUGUCCGACAUCUCCGACACCCUGUUCACCAUGACACAGAAACCGUGUCCCUGGGCCGGCGACCGUCACGAUAUGUACACCAGCAAUGCUGAUAUAAUCCAGCCAGGCCUGACUCCGCUGCAGCCCAACCUGGAUGAUUUCAUGGAUAUACCAGAUAUCUUUAUGAACUUCCGGGGCCAGCCCACCGAGCAGACUGCUUUUGCUGACUGUGGCUAUUUCGAGAGUUCGCCCAGCAUAGCGUUCGCUCCGCUUCCCUCCUCUGUGGCGACGAGUCCUCAGCUACUGGUCGACACCCAGCUGUCUCAGCCCAACCUGUCGUCUGACAGUUUGCCUCAGCCCUCCUCAUCCAAUACCCGGCCAGACCAGACCAGUCCGGGCCAGGAUUGCAGUGAAUACCACACAUCUAGCAUCAUAUCGGGCGACAUGCCCUACGGACAUCAAUCAUACUCCGAUCCUGCUGUUUCUAUAGCAUUCACCACCAGCAUCGAGCAGCCAGUCUCUUCAAGUAUCCCCUUUCUGUACCCGCUGCCAUGCCACAAGUUUGGUUACUACACAACCACCAGCAUGACCCCCACAGUCAUCACUCACACCGCCUCCACCAUGGGGGCCCAGGGCCCCAUGCACCAGGCUCCUGGUUACCCUCACACAGGGGACACAUACUCCCAGACCCCCUGCCACUCGCUCAGUUACCAGGAGGCCGUGUCCGACCCGGUCCACGCAGCGCUGCCCUCCGGCACCGCGGCCCACUGCUUCUCUGUCCCGGAGCAGCUGGCCGUCACGGGGGUCAGAGGGAAGCACAAGCAAAAGACAGGAGGAGUGAAAACGGUCGGUCCCUCUGCGGCGCCAGCUAACCCCCCGUCCACUGCUCCUACACACACUAGCUGCCUGGCUAAGCUGCUCUCCUCCAGCGCCCGUGAACGGAAGCCACCGCUAGGAUUUGAUACUUCUCUAGUGACGGCCAAAGGUCAGAGGUCAUCAUCGCCCAGCUCCUCGUCAAGCAGCAGCAGCACGCAUGUGGGAGGAGCUUUAUCCCAGUUGCAGCACGGAGCCGGUUGGCCGGCAGUGUUGACGCCUCUGCACAGCCAGAGUGCCCCCCUGGGUCACAGCGCACCCCACGCCAGCACCUCCAGAGGGUUGGCUGUGUCUGCCCUGCUUACCCACAGCUCCAACACACACACCGGCUCCACCCUCCUCAUUCCCAAGACCGAGAAACUGUCUCCUGUCCAGCUCUACGGCGCCGACAGGAGCAGCCUAACAGUUCAUUUUCCAGGACAUACAGGCCAAACGUCACCGCCAAACCCUUUGGAUAAAACCUCCAACCCCGAGUCUCCACACUCAUGCUUCUCAGGACACGGAAAGAUAGAAUCAAGUAAGCAAACAGAGACCAGGAGGAUAACUCACAUCUCGGCUGAGCAGAAGAGGCGCUUCAACAUCAAACUGGGUUUUGACACGUUACAUAACCUGGUGACAACACUCAGCUCUCAGCCAAGCAUAAAGAUCAGCAAAGCCACCACACUGCAGAAGACUGCCGAGUACAUCAGCAAGAUGCAGCAGGAGAGAGCUCAGCUGCACGAGGAGGCUCAGAGACUCAGAGAGGAGAUCCAGCUCCUGAACUCUGCCGUCAACGCGUGCCAGCAGCAGCUGCCGGCCACCGGUGUGCCCAUCACACGGCAGCGCUUUGACCACAUGAGGCAGAAGUUCAAAGAGUACGUCCAGGCACAGACGCUGCAAGACUGGAAGUUUUGGAUCUUCAGUAUAAUCAUCGAGCCGCUGUUCGAGUCCUAUAAUGGAAUGGUGUCCACUGCCAGCGUGGAGGACUUGUGUCGAUCCACUCUGUCCUGGCUGGACCAGCACUGUUCCCUGCCUGCCCUAAGACCCAUGGUUCUCAGUUCACUCCGUAUCCUGAGUACCACCACGGCCAUCCUAACAGACCCCAGUGUAUUGCCGGAGCAGGCCACCCUCGCCGUUACCCAGGGCAACCCCGCUGCUGCCCUGGACCACUCCUUACAGCCCGCCACUCGGGACAAUAUACACCGCAUGUGACCGAGACGAUGGCCUCAACUGGAAUCCACCACAAGUCAGAGGAGAGCCUGUGGGAUGGUUUAAAAAGACUUGAUGCUCAUCUCCCAGACUUUUAAUAAUGUAUAGCCACAUUCCAAAUAAAACUCACGGCUGCAAUAACAAUGUACUCCAGUACACCCAUUAAAAAAAACCACAUCUGAUUUAUGCUUAAAUUCUCGUAAAAGCAUAACAUACUUGUAUUAUACACUACACAUUAUUUUUCAGCCUCAAAAUGUUUCUUUGUUAAAGCAAAAGUUCAGAUGAUGUUCAGUCACUGUGAAAAGCUUAAAUUUCUGUUUAAAUACUUUGGUAACAUGAGCUGACUGCAUUUAUUCUCAAUUCCUUUAACAUCCCAGGUUGUCUUUUUUGUGUAAAAUAUAUUGUCUCUGAUUACUGACAUUUUCUCGGUACA
Anoplopoma fimbria (sablefish) is the source of this 5034-nucleotide messenger RNA. Its product is annotated as carbohydrate-responsive element-binding protein. The transcript has 13 exons. Gene Ontology annotation, cellular component: nucleus. Bases 2304 to 4604 code for a protein of 766 amino acids. The record is from RefSeq and is a predicted model, not a curated record. Gene Ontology annotation, molecular function: DNA-binding transcription factor activity, RNA polymerase II-specific; protein dimerization activity; RNA polymerase II cis-regulatory region sequence-specific DNA binding. NCBI's taxonomy places the organism in Eukaryota, Metazoa, Chordata, Actinopteri, Perciformes, Anoplopomatidae. Gene Ontology annotation, biological process: regulation of transcription by RNA polymerase II.